GGAACAGCAGCGGUCUCUAUGGAGCUCACUGAAGCCACAGAUUGUCUAAUUAGAUUAGGCAAGGCUUUCCUCAGAUAAUCAUUUAGCCAGCUCUGUUCUAUUUUGUGUACUUUUUUCUUGGUUUUCCUGCAAUAGAGCGCUGCUCAUGCCUGUCAUCAUGCUGAAGGUCAGGCACAUUUCUCCUCAGUUUGAUGAGCAAAGCGUUGGUCUGCAGAAUGAUGGCUAAUGUGCUGCUGCUGGGUUAUACACUGGUUCUGGACCUGUGGCUGUCUCACUGAUCAGAGUAAUCGGACUGCCACUAAUACCUGCUGCUAACCGGAGGCAAUGGGGGAAGUUUGUUCAAAGAGACCUUGUCAGGCUGGAUCUACACCUCAGUCUUAUCACUGAGUCUGCGUUUUUUGAUAGAGCGCCCACCAAGCUCCAGACCAAGAAGACAUGGCUAGAAACUCUCUUCGUGGGUCCAAACGGCGACGCAGUGCUGAGGCCAACCAUGAGCCAGAGUUCAGCUGCUCCCUGCAGGAGCUUCGCUUACUUAUGGAGCUUCGAGGACCUGAUGCGGUGACGAGGAUACAGGAUUGCUAUGGAGGUGUUAACGGACUGUGCACGAGACUCCGGUCGUCACCAGUUGAAGGUCUUGAAGGAAAACCAGAGGACAUCAGCAAAAGGAAACAGGAGUUUGGCCAGAACGUCAUUCCUCCCAAGAAGUCUAAAACCUUUUUGCAGUUAGUAUGGGAGGCCCUGCAGGAUGUCACUCUUAUCAUCUUGGAGGUGGCUGCAGUCAUUUCCCUCAGCCUUUCUUUCUACAGUCCACCUGAUGCAGAAAGACAGAACUGUGGAAAAGCAGCUGGCGGCAUAGAAGAAGAGGGAGAUGCGGAGACUGGAUGGAUCGAAGGCGCUGCCAUUCUCCUCUCUGUGGUGUGUGUGGUGCUAGUUACGGCCUUUAAUGACUGGAGCAAAGAGAAGCAGUUCCGUGGCCUGCAGAGUCGUAUCGAACAGGAGCAGAAGUUCACCAUAAUCCGGGCGGGGCAAGUGUGCCCCAUCAAAGUGUCUGAGAUCGUGGUCGGAGACAUCGCUCAGGUCAAAUACGGUGACCUUCUUCCAGCCGACGGGAUCUUAAUUCAGGGCAACGAUCUCAAGAUUGAUGAAAGCUCUCUGACUGGAGAGUCUGAUCAUGUCAAGAAGGCUGUCGACAAAGACCCCAUGUUGCUCUCAGGCACACACGUAAUGGAAGGCUCUGGAAAGAUGUUAGUCACUGCUGUAGGUGUGAACUCUCAGACUGGAAUCAUCUUCAAACUGCUUGGUGCCAGUGAAGAUGGGGAUGGCAGUGGCGAGGACAAAAAGAAAAAAGAGGAAAAGAAAAACAAAGACAAAAAGGAGAAGAAGAAUAAAAAGGAAGACAAAAACAUGAAAGGGAAAAACAAGGAUGGACCAACUGUGGAGAUGCAACCACUUAAUGCUGAUGGAGAACCAGAGAAGAAGAAGAAGGCUCUGCCAAAGAAGGAGAAAUCAGUCCUUCAAGGGAAGCUGACCAAGUUAGCUGUACAGAUCGGCAGAGCAGGUCUGUUAAUGUCAGCCCUCACUGUCAUCAUUCUAAUCACUCGCUUCCUGAUUGAUACCUUCUGGAUUCAGGGACUUCCUUUGUUGCAAGAGUGUAUGCCAGUCUACGUGCAAUUUCUAGUCAAGUUCUUCAUCAUUGGCGUGACAGUGCUGGUGGUCGCCGUGCCUGAGGGUCUCCCCCUGGCCGUCACUAUUUCCCUUGCAUAUUCGGUCAAGAAAAUGAUGAAAGAUAACAACCUGGUCCGCCACCUGGAUGCCUGUGAGACAAUGGGCAACGCUACAGCAAUCUGCUCCGAUAAGACGGGGACAUUAACCAUGAACCGGAUGACUGUGGUGCAAGCCUAUAUCGCAGGGCGACACUAUAAAAAGGUGCCAGAGCCAGACCUCAUCCCAACCAAGAUUCUGGACCUGCUCAUCCUUGGCAUCGGGGUCAACUGCGCCUACACCACCAAGAUUAUGCCUCCUGAGAGAGAGGGUGGGCUGCCUCGCCAAAUAGGGAACAAGACCGAAUGUGCCUUACUGGGACUCAGCCUAGACCUGAAACGAGACUACCAGAGUGUCCGCAAUGAAAUCCCAGAGGAGAAGCUGUUCAAGGUCUACACCUUUAACUCUGUGAGGAAAUCCAUGAGCACAGUGUUGAAGAACUUUGAUGGCACCUACAGAAUGUUCAGUAAAGGUGCUGCUGAAAUCUUGCUGAAGAAGUGCAGUAAGAUCUUGACAGCCAGUGGCGAGGCCAAAGUCUUUAAACCUAAGGAUCGAGACCAACUGGUGAAGAAUGUGAUUGAGGCGAUGGCGUCUGAGGGGCUGAGGACAAUCUGUCUGGCCUACAGAGACUUCACUAACAGUGACGUGGAGCCUGAUUGGGACAAUGAGGCCGAGAUCCUCUCUAGACUCACAUGCAUCGCCGUGGUUGGCAUUGAGGACCCCGUACGACCUGAGGUACCAGAAGCCAUCAGAAAGUGCCAGAGAGCUGGGAUCACAGUCCGCAUGGUGACCGGGGACAACAUCAACACAGCUCGAGCCAUCGCCUCCAAAUGUGGCAUAUUGCUGCCUGGAGAUGAAUUCUUAUGCAUAGAAGGGAAAGAGUUCAACAAACGGAUCCGUAAUGAAUUGGGAGAGAUUGAACAGGAGCGGAUUGAUAAAAUUUGGCCUAAAUUAAGAGUCCUUGCUCGAUCCUCUCCGAUGGACAAACACACUUUGGUCAAAGGUAUCAUUGACAGCACUGUCCUGGAGCAGAGGCAGGUUGUGGCGGUGACCGGAGACGGCACCAAUGAUGGUCCCGCUCUCAAGAAAGCGGAUGUUGGCUUUGCUAUGGGCAUUGCCGGGACGGAUGUAGCGAAGGAAGCGUCUGACAUCAUCCUGACAGAUGACAAUUUCUCCAGCAUCGUUAAGGCAGUUAUGUGGGGAAGAAACGUCUAUGACAGCAUUUCCAAGUUCUUGCAGUUCCAGCUCACAGUCAAUGUCGUUGCUGUCACUGUGGCCAUCACCGGAGCCUGCAUUACCCAGGAUUCGCCUCUAAAAGCCGUUCAGAUGUUAUGGGUCAACCUCAUCAUGGACACCUUCGCCUCUCUGGCUCUCGCCACUGAGCCACCCACCGAAGCAUUGCUCCUCAGGAACCCAUAUGGCCGCAACAAGCCGCUCAUCUCACGCACCAUGAUGAAAAACAUUUUAGGCCACGCUGUCUACCAACUGACAUUGAUCUUCACGCUCCUUUUUGUCGGUGAGAAGAUGUUUGACAUCGACUGUGGCAGGAACGCCCCACUUCACGCGCCCCCCUCUGAACACUAUACUAUUGUUUUCAACACGUUCGUCCUCAUGCAGAUCUUCAACGAGUUCAAUGCUCGCAAGAUCCAUGGAGAAAGGAAUGUCUUUGAGGGUGUUUUUAACAACCCCAUCUUUUGCUCCAUUAUCCUGGGAACACUGGUUGUACAGGUCCUAAUAGUGCACUUUGGUGGUAAAGCAUUCAGCUGUGUGCCUCUGACCCUAGAACACUGGCUGUGGUGCAUCUUUCUGGGCAUUGGAAGUCUCCUUUGGGGGCAGCUGGUGUCAAGCGUCCCCACCAGCUGGCUGAAGUUCCUGAAAACAGUCGGCCAUGGCACACAGCAGGAGGAGAUCCCUGAGGAGGAGCUGGAGGAGCUGAAGGACAAGGAUGAGAUUGACCACGCUGAGAUGGAACUAAGGAGGGGUCAGGUGCUGUGGUGCCGUAGCCUCAACCGUAUCCAGACGCAGAUCCGUGUUGUCAAUGCCUUCAGAGACAGCGUGUCUCCUUACGAAGGCCUGGAGACACCAGAGUCCCGCAGCUCCAUCCACAACUUCAUGACUCACCCAGAGUUCCGGAUCGAGGACUUAGAAACUCAGAUCCCACUCAUUGAUGAAAACGAGGAUGAGGACGAUCCACCUACCAAACGGAACUCCAUUAUACCUCCACCUCUGAAGCUGGGCGGACUCUCCAACCUGCAGCCUCUCCCAUCCUCAUCCAACCAGAACAACAAUACAUUAGAGCGCAUCAUUCCGCUGCAUAGGGAUGGCUCCAGGUCCGGUCUAAUCCCACCUAACUCUGCAGGACUGCCACCCUGUCCCGGGAGCCCCCUGCACAGCCUGGAGACAUCACUCUGAAGCAACCACAGUGGGGAAGGGUACUUCCUGCUCUCAUUGUGGUUUUUGUUGUUUGUUUUUUAUUUCAACAAAGAGUUUGGGUUCUCUAGAGAGAAAGAGGUUGAUAAGCUCGACUUUUUGAUUGGUUCAGGAUUUCCGUCUGGUUUAGUUCGGACUGAACCCUGCUUAAACAGACUUUUUUUUUUCUAUUGAUAGACAUGAACUCUUUAUAUGUAAUUUAGAGAUGUGUUUUGUGAUUUGAGUCAUGUAAAUUUAAAUUAAGUUUCAUGUGUAAAUAUUAAUUGAGUCGGUUCAUUUAAAUUAUAUUGUUUUUCGUAGUUUGCCAGCUGUCAAACAAAAGUCAUCUGUUAGAAACAGAUUCAGAUGCGUUUUAUGUUAACUAUGAUAGUAAUGUUAAAAAGAUUAGUCAGUGAGCUUUUAGAAAUCUAUUGUAUUUUAUUACUUCACAUAUUAGUCAGUCAGUUUUUAAGUAAAUGUCUUGUUUCUUUUUAAUGUAUUUUUUAUGUCUUAGCUUAAUGUUUAUAAGAUGGAGGAACAAUGUCAUUAAAAGUUCAAAAAUUACCCUAAUGAGCAGCAGGUUGUGGAAAAAUGUAUUCAACAAAUGUAUUGCCUUUUUUGUUCUUUGUGUAUUAUUGGUGAAAUUUUACCUUUAGGUUUCAUCUAAAACAGAGCUGGGUUAUGGGUUUCACCCAACAUGCUCACUAUUCACAACCCAUUUACAACAAAAGUAAUCUCUCGGACAAUUCAAAUAAUUUAUACAGUCUGAUCAGGUGAAGGUUUUCUAUCUAGGAAAGCCCGGCUGAUGGCAUUGAGGAUUGCAGGAUUUUCUCCCCCUGGAGGAGCAUACUUACAUUGUGUCCUUGACUCUACAACAAUCCCUCACACCGAGCAUGCAUGCAGCAACAGUGGAAAGGAAAAAGAAUCCUAUAGCAGAUUCAGACUCCGUGUGAGCGGCCAACUAAGCCCCACUGGGGGCUCAAUGAGUAGAGGUGUCAUAUCUUAAAUAGACAUGUAGGCAGUAGUCAAAUUGUAAAAAAA
Molecule: messenger RNA, 5211 nt
Organism: Cyprinodon tularosa
Lineage: Eukaryota; Metazoa; Chordata; Actinopteri; Cyprinodontiformes; Cyprinodontidae
Product: plasma membrane calcium-transporting ATPase 1-like
Exons: 21
Coding region: 436-4173 (1245 amino acids)
Biological process (GO): calcium ion transmembrane transport; regulation of cytosolic calcium ion concentration
Cellular component (GO): intracellular membrane-bounded organelle; membrane
Molecular function (GO): P-type calcium transporter activity; PDZ domain binding; ATP hydrolysis activity
Source: RefSeq, a predicted model, not a curated record